Molecule: messenger RNA, 2169 nt
Organism: Sycon ciliatum
Lineage: Eukaryota; Metazoa; Porifera; Calcarea; Leucosolenida; Sycettidae
Exons: 3
Coding region: 1-2169 (722 amino acids)
Biological process (GO): DNA integration
Molecular function (GO): nucleic acid binding
Source: RefSeq, a predicted model, not a curated record
AUGUAUGUGAUGACGCGCAUGGGAUUCGGUCUCUCCAUCGCGCCUAAGUUCAUGGACAUGAUCGUGCGCUGGGUCACGCGGAAGUGGCCUGGAGUCGACAAUUACGUUGACGACAUCCUGACGCCGGCGCAGAUCCGCGAAGCCGUGGCUGCGGAGCUGCUACGCUAUGGCCUGCCGACUAAGCCUGCCGAGUCUCUGCCGUCUGCCCGCGUGCUUGGCCUACAGCUGUCCACUUCGGCGGCCGACGUGGUCAACUGGGCACGCCGCGACGGUGCCGACCUCAGCUUCGACCGUCCGCUGACGAAGCGUGGCGUGUUCAAGUGGACUGGACGUCUGACCAGCCACUACCCGGCUCGCAUGCGCGGGGAUCACUGGGAUGUUGCCGUGUCCGACGCUACCGUCCGGUGCUGCGAGGACCUAGAAGCGAAGGUCGCAAGCAGCGAUCCAGUACAUGGCGUAUGGAACGUCCCGUCGACGGCUGUCGGCGACUGGGCCGUGUUCUGCGAUGCGUCUGACCUGGCAGUAGGAAUCGUCCUGCAGCUCGACGGCAAGGUCAUCGAGGACAGCUCGUGGCUGAGAGACGCGAACGACAGCAAGCACAUCAACGUCACUGAGCUUGACGCCGCGCUCCGCGGCUUGACGCUUGCUGCAGAGUGGAAGCUGGAGGCAGUUCGGCUGAUCACUGAUUCGAAGACGGUGUUCGGAUGGCUGGAACAAGUCAUCGGCAACGUCUGCCGUGUGAAGGUGAGCGGUCUUCACAAGGUACUCGUCCAGCGCGGCCUUCAAAUCAUCGAAGACCUGGUUGAGUCGACCGGCUUAGCUGUCAAACUAGAGUGGGUCCGAUCCGAGCAUAACCCGGCCGACCGGCUGACCCGCGUGCCGUCGGAGUGGUUAAGGUGUCAGAGAGCGGCAGCCAAGGAAACCGCCGUCGGAGCCGCCACUGUUCCAGCGGUAGUCGGCCCUGUGUCCAGAGAAGAGAUCACUAGAGGUCAGCUUGUUGAUGCUGACAUUGCUUCCGCUACUGAGCUGAUCGAGGCUGGCACGCCUGAGUUGAUCGCCGGUCCGUUCAAGAAAGUCAGCAAGCAGCUUGUGAUCAACGGUGGCGUCCUCUGCCGAAGCGUCAAACUGCCCGUCGAAGGCGUGGUAGCGGUGCCCGUGGUCCCGACCAAGCUUGUCCCGAAGGUCGUAAAAGCCGCCCAUUGCGCAUCUGGACAUGCCAGUUGGGGCGCGAUGUACGAGAUGCUACGCAGUCGCUGUUACUUUCCGUCAAUCGCCGAGAGCUGCCAGAGUCACUGCCAAAGCUGCGAGCGAUGCAGAGCAGCCAGCGGGCAGAGAGGAGCAGCAACGCCGCAGACCAGAACGGAAGUCCCAGGCCGCCCGUGGAGUGUUGUGCAGAUCGACACGCUGGAACUUGGUGCGGAGAAGAGCGGCAAAUUUAACUGCGUGCUUGUCUGUAUUGAUGAGUUCAGCAAGUGGGCUGAGGUUGUGCCUCUUCGCCGUCACGACGCGGAGUGUGUCGCCGCCGCGUUCACGACGAUCUGCUGCCGCUGGGGUCCGCCGGACAUCGUUCGCAUGGACAAUGGCACGGAGUUCAGGAACGCCAUCUGCGAUGCCCUCUUCCAGCAGUUCGGCGUGGAAGUCAGAACCGGAGCGGUGCGACACCCGCAGUCCCAAGGAGCUGCGGAGCGUAUGAACAGGACGCUAAUCACCUUGAUGCGGAAGGUGCUGUUAGAAGCGUCUGACUGGAAGUCUGAGCUGAGGCUCCUCCUCCUCUACUACAGGACGCGCCCGCACUCUGCAACUGGCGUUGCACCGAUGGUUGCCAUGACUGGCUGGCUGCCGCGAGAUCUCAUCGUUGCAACUGAUCAGGAGGCGUGUAGCCUCAGCACAUGGGUGACGCGGCUAGGAGAGCGGACAGCCCGAGUUCGUGACCUCGUUAAAGCAGAGUUCUCUACGACCGAUCCUGUCGUCGAAGUCUCUGAACAGUCGGCUUAUGACGUUAUCAAUGCUGACCUUCUGAAGCCCUCACCAUCACAACCUGUCGCGGCUGGUGACCCAUCCGACGGCGAUGACACACUUGCCGAGCACGGCGUGGAGCCGAUUGCUGGCCGGCAAGUCUACGGUCUGCGCGAUCGUCGUGACGUCCGUCCCCCCGCUCGCUAUGCGUGA